AUUGUUUUUUCUUUUGAAUUAAAGGUUUUGCUUUUUAGAUUUUGGUCGAUAUAGAUUCUCUAAAGAAGACUCUUUAAAGUGAAUGAGUCUGGUGGAAACACUUUUUUCAAAUUCCCUUUUUAGUAGUUUCCCAAUUUUAUAUAGUGUCUCGCUGUCUAGAGUGAAGUUGUUUCUUUCUCCUGAAAUCGAUACACUUCCUUUUCUCUUCCCGGACGCACGGUGGAAUCGCAAAUGAGUUGACAACGCAGUCGGGCAAGUCUGGAGCACCUUUGUUUGCUUCCCUAUUUUUUUUACUGGCUCUAAAAGUCCAGAUAUAAAAUACCGACCAUCGAAAGAAUUCAAAUUCCGUAUGGAAAAGCAGUGUCGUGGCAUUGCUUUAAUCCCGUUCGUAGUCCUCCCAAAAUAAACACAAGUUUAACGUUUAAACAAUCUCUGCUGGCUUUGUGUCGUCGGUUUACGUGGCUUAUUUGGGAAGCGUUAAACCCUGCUUGUUGAGGAGUUUGUGUUACUUUCCGGGGGAAUCAUUGAAGUGAAAUUUUUAAAACAAGAAAAUCGCUUCGGUGCUCAAAGUGGGUGCAAAGCUAAACACAAACAAGUGAAUCCUCUUGAAUCGACCUCCUUUUGAAAGCAAAAGCAGUGUCAAUAUAACAAAACAACAUCAUGACGACCGAUUUGCUGUUCCCUAAAAUCGCUGACUGUUCCUAUGUCUCGUGCUAUUGUGAGGAGAAUGUGUGGAAACUAUGCGAACAAGUUAAAAAAACUCGACCUGAAGAGCUCUCAAAAUGCUAUGCUAUAUUCGUAUCAAAUGAAGGACGAACGGUGCCACUGUGGCGGCAAAAAGCUGGACGUGGUGAUGACCAAGUCGUCAUAUGGGACUACCACGUCUUCUUCAUGCACAAUCCAUCACCAAAUCGAUGUUUAGUAUUCGACUUAGAUACGACGUUACCUUUUCCAACAUAUUUUCACAAAUAUGUAACCGAAACGUUUCGGUCGGAUUUAGCACUAAGGUCAGAGCAUCACAGAUUUUUUCGAGUCAUACCAGCGGAAUCAUAUCUCUCAGAAUUCGCCUCAGAUCGAAGACACAUGCGAAGGCCAGACGGAAGUUGGAUAAAGCCACCUCCAUCCUAUCCCCCAAUAGAGUCGUGUUCGAGUGCACAUAGCUUAGGAGAUUUCAUUUGCAUGACAGCUGGUAAAGGACCCGGAAGUGUAUAUAGUUUAUCGGAAUUCGUGCAACGUUUCUAUAAAGCGCCUCACGUUGUAGCACAACAAAAUAAUAAAUAAUAAAAAAUUUUAAUAACAAAAUUAUUAAGCUAAAUUAUAUACGUCAAAAAAAAUAUUGUUUUUUUUUUAUAAAUUUAAAAAUAAUGAAGAAAAAAAACAAAAAAAAAAUAAAUUUAAAUUAUUUUUCAUUAUUAUACAUAAAACAAAAAUAGAUGUUAUUUUUUUCCCCCUUUUUAUAUAUAAACAAAACAUUUAUGCAUAAGAAAAAUUCAAAAGAAAAAAACAAAAAAAAAAUAUUUUUAUAAACAAUAAAUAAAUUACUAUACUGCGUGAGAUUAAAAAAAAAAAAAAAAGCAAAUAAACAUAAACAAAAAAAAAAAGAAAAACAAUUAAAUUUUGCUAUAAGCUAAGCUAAGUCACCCAUUUCGCUGGACACAAUAUAAUUUUAAUUUGAUUUUCCUACUUUUUUAAUGGUAAACUUAAUUAAAUUUAAUUACACUCUGCGAGUAAAUAUUUAUUUGCAAACUUAUCCAAAGUAUUUUUAACACUCGGCAACAACAAUAUUUUACCGAUGGCCAUUAUUUACAUUUUAUAUUGAAAGUUUCGAAAUGGUUCUAUCUCUCUCUCUCUCUCUCUCGCUCUUUUGCUUGACUGAGGUUGAGAGAGGGAGGGGUGUUGAAAACUCAUAUCGAAGUGCAAUUUAAUUUACUCAAAAUGAACACUUGUGAAUUCUUAAGCAUCCUUGAAUGUUAUUUAAUUUUUUUUUUUUUUUU
Episyrphus balteatus (marmalade hoverfly) is the source of this 1994-nucleotide messenger RNA. RefSeq names its product protein N-terminal glutamine amidohydrolase (gene tun). Gene Ontology annotation, molecular function: protein-N-terminal asparagine amidohydrolase activity; protein-N-terminal glutamine amidohydrolase activity. The coding region runs from base 661 to 1281 and encodes 206 amino acids. Gene Ontology annotation, cellular component: cytosol; nucleus. The transcript has 5 exons. The record is from RefSeq and is a predicted model, not a curated record. Lineage: Eukaryota; Metazoa; Arthropoda; Insecta; Diptera; Syrphidae.